Messenger RNA from Adineta ricciae, 1710 nucleotides. The record is from the annotation of a GenBank genome assembly. NCBI's taxonomy places the organism in Eukaryota, Metazoa, Rotifera, Eurotatoria, Adinetida, Adinetidae.
AUGCUGAAUCGUGCAUUACGAGUGAUGGAUGGUGAAGUGAUCACAUUGAUGGGCUUUUUCAUCAGUGACCUUCAUCGACAUAUCGAAGAGUUACACAAGCUGCAGUUUGGUGAUGCAUCAACUACUGCUAAAUGCUUUUCAGUUUACCGUGGCCAAGGUUUAAUGAAGAAAGAUUUUGAUCAAUUGGUGGCAACGAAGGCUGGGCUGAUGUCAUUCAAUAAUUUCCUGUCUACCAGUGAGAAUCGCAACGCUUCUCUUAUGUUUACUCCAGGAAAUGGAAAGAACAGUGAUGUGAUCAGUGUUCUAUUUGUGAUCACAAUUGAUCCAAAGCAAUCAACAGCGUCAUUUGCCUCGGUUCGUCACAUCAGUCAGUUUCCCGAAGAAGAAGAGGUACUGUUUUCGAUGCACAGUAUCUUUCGCAUAAGAGAUGUUAAGCCAAUGGAUGGCAACGAAAAAGUGUACGAAGUGGCGUUGUCAUUGACGAGUGACAAUGAUAAAGAAUUGAUGGUACUUACUGAACAAAUUCGAAAAGAAAGCUUUCCAAAUGCAGAGGGAUGGUCACGACUGAGUCUAGUACUCGCUGACAUAGCACAGUUAGACAUUGCUGAACGAAUCUGUCGAGUUCUAAUUGAUGAAACGCCUUCUGAAGACUCUGCAACCCAUGUCUAUAAUCGCCUGGGUAAGAUUAAACGCCAGAAAGGAGAAUACGAGGAGGCAAUAACACUUUUUCGAAAAUCUCUUGAACUUCACUUGAUGUCAUCUUCUCAAAACCAUCAAGAUGUGGCUGGAUCCUACAACAACAUCGGUGCAGCGUAUUCUGACAUGGGUGAUUAUCCCAAGGCACUUUCAUCACAUGAACAAGCUCUCAAAAUACGACAACAAUCGCUUCCUCGCAAUCAUCCAGAUGUGGCUGGAUCCUACAACAACAUCGGUAAUGCGUAUUCUGACAUGGGUGAUUAUCCCAAGGCACUUUCAUCAUAUGAACAAGCUCUCAAAAUUCAACUACAAUCACUUCCUCCCAAUCAUCCAGAUGUGGCUUCAUCCUACAACAACAUCGGUAAUGCGUAUUCUGACAUGGGUGAUUAUCCCAAAGCGCUUUCAUCACAUGAACAAGCUCUCAAAAUUCAACUACAAUCACUUCCUCCCAAUCAUCCAGAUGUGGCUUCAUCCUACAACAACAUCGGUACAGCGUAUUCUGACAUGGGUGAUUAUCCCAAGGCACUUUCAUCAUAUGAACAAGCUCUCAAAAUACGACAACAAUCACUUCCUCCCAAUCAUCCAGAUGUGGCUUCGUCCUACAACAACAUCGGUAAUGCGUAUCGCAACAUGGGUGAUUAUCCCAAGGCACUUUCAUCACAUGAACAAGCUCUCAAAAUUAAACUACAAUCACUUCCUCCCAAUCAUCCAGAUGUGGCUUCGUCCUACAACAACAUCGGUAAUGCGUAUUCUGACAUGGGUGAUUAUCCCAAGGCACUUUCAUCACAUGAACAAGCUCUCAAAAUACGACAACAAUCACUUCCUCCCAAUCAUCCGGAUGUGGCUUCAUCCUACAACAACAUCGGUAAUACGUAUUCUGACAUGGGCGAUCAAAGGACUGCUGUGUUGUUUUACACAAAUGCGGUUCAAAUUGCUCAAAAAGUGUUACCAUCGACACAUCCUCACCUUCAAUUGAUUAAAAGAAACCUGGAAAGAGCGAAACAGAACCUAUGA